Messenger RNA from Durio zibethinus, 1181 nucleotides. RefSeq names its product rotamase CYP 4 (gene ROC4). NCBI's taxonomy places the organism in Eukaryota, Viridiplantae, Streptophyta, Magnoliopsida, Malvales, Malvaceae. Gene Ontology annotation, molecular function: cyclosporin A binding; peptidyl-prolyl cis-trans isomerase activity. Gene Ontology annotation, cellular component: cytoplasm. The record is from RefSeq and is a predicted model, not a curated record. Gene Ontology annotation, biological process: protein peptidyl-prolyl isomerization; protein folding.
CACAACAAAGCCAACCCAACUACGAGCCUGUACAUUUAUUUCCCUCUUUUUUGAUCCUGGUUUCUGCAACUCGAAGGGGUGAGUCUUAUCUAAAUAAACUUUCCUUUCCUGUUCUCACUUAACGCCCCAAUAACGGAGGACUUUUUCCACCAUUCAACCACCAAAAUGGCCUCUUGCUUCUCAUUGCAGAUGGUCCCUAGCCCUUGUCUCACUUUCCAGGGUCAAGAUGUUUCAAAUGUUCAUAGGCCACAUAUGGUAAAUUCACGGUCAGGUUACUCCCAAAUUCGAACUUUUAGCUCACCUGGAAAAGCCUUAGCAUCAAAAUUAAGCUAUGCAUCAAGUUUCCCUGUUACCCAACUUCCUAAAUCUCCUAACUUUAAAUACCGGAGAAUGGUGUGCAACUCCAUGGUAAAUGAUGUAGAGUUGCAAGCAAAAGUUACAACCAAGGUCUUCUUUGACGUUGAAAUUGGAGGUGAACCUGUGGGUAGAAUUGUGAUGGGCCUUUUUGGGGAUGUUGUUCCAAGAACUGUUGAGAACUUCCGUGCCCUAUGCACAGGAGAGAAAGGCUAUGGUUACAAAGGAUGCUCGUUCCACCGUAUUAUUAAAGAUUUCAUGAUCCAGGGUGGUGAUUUUACUAAGGGAAAUGGAACUGGUGGAGUCAGUAUUUAUGGAUCCAAGUUCGAAGAUGAGAGCUUUGCCUUGAAGCAUGUUGGACCAGGAGUAUUAAGCAUGGCCAAUGCUGGUCCUAAUACCAACGGUAGUCAAUUCUUCAUUUGCACAGUCAAGACUCCAUGGCUGGACAAUAGGCAUGUUGUUUUUGGACAUGUGAUUGAUGGAAUGGAUGUUGUGCGUGAACUAGAAUCCCAAGAGACAAGCAGGUCAGAUAGCCCUCGGGUGCCAUGCAGAAUUGUUAAUUGUGGGGAGCUACCAAUAGAAGGCUAAUAUCCUGUUCGUGUAACCACAAGCAUGAAAUGCACAUUUUAGUAUUGCUUUUCUUCUGCAAGAUGAUUUUACGUGAUAGUCAUAUAUAACAAUCAGCAUUCAUUAUAGCUGAGAGAAUUUUGGAUAAUACUCUGUAAUCUCUUGGCAGGGGUGUGCUAUUUUGCUUAUCAUUUUUAGUGCGGACAAGCUUGCUGAUUCCAUCAAAACUCUACUCCUAAUGAAGCAUCUGAUUUUAUUAA